CAGCUUUGCUCCUUGAUUUGAAUCAACCAGGCCAGAGUUUCAGUCAGGUCUUGAGCGAUUAAAAUAACAAGCAGUCUGCAAAAUGUCGAUGCGAUCGUCGAAAUCAAAGGAGAGAGGGGUGGUGUUGUUAAGCGGAAUACUAAAAUCUGUGUCGCCAAGUAUUAUGCUCAACUCUGAUUGGAAAUGGUUUGAGUUCGGAUUUGGGCUUCCGCAGGACUAAAAGUGGGUGAAGAUAUGUUGUGUUCACCAGAUGUUUGUUGAAAUGACCCAGUAAGAUUGUGUUGUAUUUAUGUAUGUCUCCAUUCUGCAGUACUACUGUGUAUGUGUGACACCCGGUAAGUACGUAAGUAAUCCUGUCAUGGGCCUAUAGAAAUUCUGUCCUACACCUUAACAUUCAACACCCUUUCAACCCCACAAUUUUUUUUAUUGGAACUGAAUUAUCUGUCCGAGAAUUACUAAUUAAGUGAAGGAAUAAAAAGAACUCCCGCCAUGUUAGCCCUUUGUGGCAGGUAUGAAUAGGAGGCAAAAAGAGAGCCGUUAUAGUUAUAGAGCCUCUCUUGUACUAACACUGCCUUGAACAAAUAUACCUAACUCUUAUCUCCUUUUCCCUUAAAUCAAUCCCACAUUCUUUCCCUAUAUAACCAAACCAAAACCCAUCUCUUAUCUUAUACAACUUUUUUAGUUUACUGGCUUUUUUUUCCUCUUGUUCCAGGCCAACCAUUUCUUUAACUGCAAUACACUUUGAUUUUUGCUACUUUCCUUUCACAAUAAUUUCACUUUCUUCCUGACAGUGAUGGGGGCUUUAUUCCUCAAUUCUCCCUCAGUUGCACUGCACAAAUAUGUUAGAAUCUCCAAUGAGGGAGACCGGUUGUUGUUGAGGAGAAACAAGAGUUUUGUACGUUGUCAAGCUGGGAAGAAGGUGACAAAGCCUGUAAAAGUUUCUUCAAUCGGUGCUGAUCUAAUGGAGGCAGGGAGCUUAGUCUUAACUCCAAAUGGGAAGGGCCAGCAAGAGAUUGCAGUGAAGGAUCUGGUGCCCUAUGGUGGACCAACCAAUUCUUUAGUGGAGAUGCAUGAGGGUAUUGGAAUCGUCAAAUUUCUUAGAGGGAAAGUGUUUUUUAUAACUGGUGCAACUGGGUUUCUAGCCAAAGUUCUUAUAGAGAAGAUUUUACGUAUGGAGCCUGAUGUGGGCAAGAUAUUUCUCUUAAUCAAGGCAAAAGACAGAGAAGCUGCAAUGGAAAGACUGAAAAAUGAAGUCAUAAAUGCGGAGCUUUUCCAGUGUCUCAGAGAAGUAUAUGGAAAGUCCUACCAAGCAUUCAUGUUAAGUAAACUGGUUCCGGUUCUAGGAAAUGUAUGCAAAUCUAAUCUUGGGUUGGAAGAACAUUCGGCUUCCUUGAUUGCGAAAGAAGCAGAUAUAAUUGUAAAUUCUGCUGCUAAUACGACCUUUGAUGAAAGAUAUGAUGUAGCUAUUGAUAUAAACACAAGGGGACCUUGUCAUCUCAUGAGCUUCGCAAAGAAAUGCAAAAAACUAAAGCUGUUCUUGCAAGUAUCAACAGCUUAUGUCAAUGGGCAGAGAAAAGGACAAAUUAUGGAAAGGCCAUUCUGUAACGGAGAUAGUAUAGCGAUGGAAAAUUUUGUCUCUGAAACUGAGACAAGAUUCCAUCCUAUUUUGGAUAUCGAGAACGAAAUAAAGCUAGCUUUGAGUUUCAAGGAAGCCUUCAAGGAUAAUGAAAUGGUUCAGAAAAUGAAACAACUAGGUUUGGAAAGGGCAAGAAAGUAUGGAUGGCAAGAUACUUAUGUGUUCACAAAGGCUAUGGGAGAAAUGAUGAUCGAUAACAUGAGAGGAGAUGUACCAGUUGUCAUAAUUCGACCGAGCGUUAUUGAGAGCACUUACAAAGAGCCAUUCCCAGGAUGGAUGGAAGGAAAUAGGAUGAUGGAUCCAAUAGUUCUAUACUAUGGAAAAGGGCAGCUCACAGGUUUUCUAGUAGAUCCAAAUGGAGUACUUGAUGUGGUACCGGCAGAUAUGGUUGUCAAUGCUACAUUGGCAGCCAUAGCAAGACAUGGAGUGGCUCCAAAACCUGACAUCAAUAUCUACCAGAUUGCCUCAUCUGUUGUGAAUCCAUUGGUUUUCAAGGACUUGGCCAGAUUACUCUAUGAUCACUAUAACUCUUUCCCAUGUUUGGACACAAAGGGCAGGCCAAUACAAGUUCCAUCCAUGAAACUCUUCAACACAAUGGAAGAAUUUUCCGAACAUCUCUGGAGAGAUGCUAUUGGGAAAACUCGAUCGACGGCGUUAGCUUCUUCAAACCUUAAGCUGUCCCAAAAGCUUGAGUCUAUAUGCAGAAGAUCAGUGGAGCAAGCCAAGUAUUUAGCUAACAUUUAUGAACCAUACACUUUUUAUGGUGGGAGAUUUGACAAUAGCAACACACAGAUAUUGAUGAAAAGUAUGUCUGAAGAAGAGAAGAAGAGGUUUGGAUUUGAUGUUGGAAGCAUUGAUUGGAGAGAUUACAUCACAAAUGUCCACAUUCCUGGCCUAAGAAGGCAUGUCAUGAAGGGAAGAGGGGCUUAACAUACAAACUGACUUGUUCUGUGAAAAAUCUGUGGGGGUCCCCCAAGUAUUGGUAAUAAAUGGAAUUAUGUCCUCUGUUUAAUUUUUUUUCCUUACAUAUAAACAUGUGCUUCUGCUGUAGUGAUUGCUUAUUUCCAAUCUAAUUUUACAUCUGACAG
Messenger RNA from Tripterygium wilfordii, 2724 nucleotides. RefSeq names its product fatty acyl-CoA reductase 2, chloroplastic. Gene Ontology annotation, cellular component: intracellular membrane-bounded organelle. The record is from RefSeq and is a predicted model, not a curated record. Gene Ontology annotation, molecular function: alcohol-forming very long-chain fatty acyl-CoA reductase (NADP+) activity. The coding region runs from base 794 to 2566 and encodes 590 amino acids. The transcript is spliced from 8 exons. NCBI's taxonomy places the organism in Eukaryota, Viridiplantae, Streptophyta, Magnoliopsida, Celastrales, Celastraceae. Gene Ontology annotation, biological process: long-chain fatty-acyl-CoA metabolic process; suberin biosynthetic process.